AUGCGUUGCGUGGACGCUCACGCGACCAAGUGUCUGACCGCAGCGGCGCGGGCAGUGCUGGAGGAGAACAUCAGCGGCGCCCGCCUCCUCCAAGCGGGGCUUUGUGAAGACCCGCGCUUCCGAUCAGACUACUUGUCGCACGGGGUGUGUAUGAAGGCAGUGGGCCGGCGGUGGGAGGCGUGCUACCGCCAUUACCAGUAUCUGCUUACGUUGGAACUCCGCGUAACGUCUGAGGAAGCAAACCUGGACGCCAUUUGCUGGUUCCUACGCAGCGCGUUCACAGAGACAAUAUCGCAGUUCCUACGCAGCGCGUUCACGGACACAAUAUCCCAGUUCCUACGCAGCGCGUUCACGGAGACAAUAUCCCAGUUCCUACGCAGCGCGUUCAUGGACACAAUAUCCCAGUUCCUACGCAGCGCGUUCACGGACACAAUAUCNAGUUGCGAUCAUGUCAAAGCG
Messenger RNA from Hyalella azteca, 459 nucleotides. RefSeq lists its product as uncharacterized. Lineage: Eukaryota; Metazoa; Arthropoda; Malacostraca; Amphipoda; Hyalellidae. The annotation marks the transcript as partial. The transcript has 3 exons. The record is from RefSeq and is a predicted model, not a curated record.